AUUCCUUCUAGGGAUCGUAUCUACGCCCUCCAACGUCAGAAAGAACGACUCGAGGAACAAGUUGAUUUAGCAAACAAAGCGUUAGCAGAGAGCGCCAUCAAACCGAAAAAAAAACCUAACUUCCUAACAAGGGUCAUGAGAAAAGCUGGAUUAAAAAAGAAGAAAGACGAAACUCCCAAAAACAAACGACAUAGUGUACAGCUUAUUCGCGUCGACAACAGUCCGUAUUUGGAGGAGUUCGAAACUGGAACGCUAGUGGCCACACCCGUUAACAGACGAGACGAGACAGGCAGCGAAGGUUCACGGGAAAGCUCCACAUCCGGGGACUCUAGAGCGGCCACCAAGAGUCUGUUGAAUUCCAGUUUAAUUAGUGCCCAGUCCGAAGUUAUCCUCAAGCGACAGAGAGAAGGUUACAUGUCGCCUUACGUUAGCACGCCCGUUCUGCCACGCCCGGACGAAUCGGAGGCCGUGCGCCUCCGUUCUGCCACCCACGACAUGUCUGCGUUCCGUGCGCGGCAAGUUCGCUCUGAGAUAUUUAACGAUAGUGACUGGUCGCCUGGUCGCCUCGGUCGGCCGCGGAGCAUGGACUCGCUGGACAAGUUGCCCAGCAGCUCGUCUACUCUGACUCCUGGUGAUGGGGAAUUGGGGGAUGGACUUCCGGCGAAGGAAGAAGGGGGAUCUCCAGCGAGGUACUUGAAGCAGCCAGGGAUGAAACACCUUACUCCGUCUGCUUCCCCCUCAGGCAUGAGGAAGCAUCACUGGGCGCGAAGCAGCCCCAACCUCUCCCCGGUUGUUUCAAGAAAGGAAUAUCCAGUUUCGCUUGAGCCUCUACCCCCCUCCCCACCCUCACCUGCAUCCUUGCCAAGGUCAAGUUCUCACUCCUCGCCCGUUCCUCGCAGAAAGCUUGAAGAGAGACCACCAACAGGCAGCCCUCGCCACAGUCCUGUUCUAGCCAGGAAGGACAAUAGUACAUUUUCUCCUUCGCAAAGAGACCCAAGAAGGUCGAGUGUACCUAACCACAACACUCAAAACCUGAAUACUGGACCAGUUCGAGAACGAUUAGAGGAAUCAGCUAAAAGUAAAGUUUCAGUGCAAGUUAUAUCGUCUGUAAAUGCGUCUAAUAGUAAUGCUUCGCCGUUAGUGUCUACUGGGACCAUUUCAUCUCCAUUUCAGGAAGAUCAGGUGAAGAGAAUUCCUGUGGAAGGGGCGAAGAAUGGCCCACAGGUGCAGGCGUUUAAUGGAGGUGUUUCAAGUCCUCAUCAAGAGAGACAGCGGAGUGGUAGCGCCGAUAGACGUGCAGAACCCACCUCAUCCACUCCCCGUGGAUUUCAGCGGCAAGCGAGCUUUAGUGGAGAUAAAAACAUGGUUAAGGCUGCAGAGCCUUUUAGGAACUAUAACACCAUGCCUGCGCAUGUUAAGGACACAAGAGAAAGGAGUGCCAGUGGAGAUCAGAGCUCUGCUAAGGCAUCAGAGCCUGCAAGAAACCACAACGCCGUAGCACAGCAGUCAAGAGAAAAGAGCUUAGGUGGUGACAAAAACGAUGGCCCUCGAAUAAUCCAGAUAUCGCAGAUGAAAGAGGGGCCUAUUCGUGACACUGUUCAAAAAGGCCCGGCCCAUUUACGAGAAAGGAGCCUUAGUAACGGCAGAAAUGAAGGACUCAGAGCAUCGCAACGACAAGGUACUGUAUUUGCAGCUUCAUCUGGACCCACACGACAAAGCGUUCCAGUGACAGCUCAUUACGUUACAAGUGGGACUGUUGCCAAGAGCGAGACGUCGUCCAUUUCGGCAGCUAGUACAGCUGGAGUGGGAACCUCAGUUUACAUAGACGCAACAGGGGUAGAUUUGAGUUCAACUCCUGUGACUUCUCGGGGAAGCCGAGGGGAAGUCAGUUCGUCAGCGGUGUUUGCGAUUGUUCGAGACAAACACGGAGACGAGCACGUGCUACCUGGGUCAAACAACACGCCACCUUCACGUGACGUAUCACGUGAAAUGUCACGCGCCAUUCCCGCGUCUGAGCCCAGAUCGCGGUCAAAUAGCAGUACCCCCGUGUCGAGAACUCCUGUUGGUUCAGAGACUAGUUCAACAUCACGGUAUAGUGCGGCUUCCGUAUCACGAAACGGUGUCGCCACCAAUCCGAUUGAAUUGAAACCAUCUGCGAACGAACGUGACGAGAACAGAAAUGAAACUGUACAUAUGACAACAGCGACCAUGCAAGAGACCGCCAAACAGAACGUUUCAAGCGUACGAGCGCGCAUUUUUGAAAUCGAACACCAGUCUCCUCCUGCAGUCGGCGGUAGAGCGCCGCCACAAGCGCAGGUUGACGACGAUGAUGACGCGCUUUCCGUGUCGUCGCAUCACAGCCGGGAUUGCUCCCCCGCGCUGAGAAAAGUACGGAAGGCAAGGAAGGCGAAGGAGAAAGAAAUUUUCACGGAUUCGCCCGCUUCGUCAGCAACUGGUUCCCCGGCGCCGAGUCAAAGGUCCAGCGCGGAUGAGAGGUCACGGGCGAGAUCAGUGGGGCCUAACCAGGGGGAUGGGAAAAAAUCCUCGAUUUGGUACGAAUACGGUUGUGUUUGAUUAUCAAAUCAAACCAAGCAUUCAUUAUAAGAGCAUUUGCAGUGAAAUUGUUAUUUAUAUAUUGAUGCAUCGACCAAUUCUGCUAAAAUAAAAGUACUGCUCGGGAAUACAGUCGAAAUUCACGCGGUUUACCACCUGUUCUGCGAAUCUAGGCUAGUCACUUGAAGGAAGUUUCACUCGGGGCCGAUGUAAACUGUACAACCUUUCCAAAAGAACAACUUGGUUGCGACUGUCGCCCACGAAACGAAAAAAUGUGGUAGCAUUUUGAAACACGUAUUAAAACCUUAAGAAAAUUGUAGCCCAACCACAUUUCAGUUAUCAAAAUUGUAUGUACGCUAACCAAAUUCUUUUCUCCUAAAUCGGCCAUGUUCGUGAGCAAGAGAGAAAUUAGAGAUCUUUCACAUUUGCAUAGUCACUCAAGUAAGUUUGAUUGUACUUCAUUCUUCUGCGGUGUUUCAAAUUGAGUUUUCAACCUGUGACCAGGCUUCCCUUGCCAAGCGAGAAACGAGAACAGCCAGAAACGAAGCGGUUUUGUUCGAGAUAAGGAAAAUGAAGCGGUCGUGGGAUGUUUUUGUAUGUUUGGUAGAGCGAAGCUUGAUCCGAAGGUUAUUGUUGCUAUCCUCUGCAACUCCGCUGGCCAGUAGAGUAAGGCUUGUAAAUAUCUAGAAUUAUGUACGAUUGUUAGCCGUUGCUUUGUUUAAAUAGCUAGCUGUAAUUAGAUCCCGCCGAAUCCUCUUGAGUUGAUUAAUUUAUUUAAACAAUGCACUUCGCAAGUUACCAUUUUCCGUAUGAGCACAGAAGACGAGCAGACAUCUUUUUUCUUAGUUCGUCGAGUGUGACGUGAAGGAACGCGCGAGAUGAGGAAUGUUCGCGUUAGGGCGAGAACAGCGCGUGGCCAUUUUUUUAUCGCAUUUAUUUCGCAUCGCACUCGACGGUUUACUAAAAAUAGAAGUUGCUACUAGUCUAGGAUGGCCAAUGUCGUAAAAUAAAAUCAGCUAAUCUACUCCCAUGAUGAAUGUAUUAAGUGAUACUAUAUUUUGGAAAAUCGAGUAAGGAAUUUAUAGUCAAUUAGAUCGAUUUGCGAUGCAAAAUAAAAAAUGAAAAAAAAAACAUUGAGAUAAUAGGAUUUUCUUUGUUUCCAAAUAUUCAGGACGUUUUAUUUAUAUUUAUAGAUAUUUAAUAAAGUAGCUACCAGCUUAAUAAUUUGUAAAUGAGACGUUUUCUCGAAAUGGUGAAUUUUGACGUAACCAUCCAUUCAUUGAUCACGUUUGUAAUUACGCUA
Messenger RNA from Orbicella faveolata, 3856 nucleotides. RefSeq lists its product as uncharacterized. Lineage: Eukaryota; Metazoa; Cnidaria; Anthozoa; Scleractinia; Merulinidae. Gene Ontology annotation, molecular function: microtubule binding; dynein light intermediate chain binding. The record is from RefSeq and is a predicted model, not a curated record. Gene Ontology annotation, cellular component: cytoplasm; centrosome. Gene Ontology annotation, biological process: cytoplasmic microtubule organization; cytoskeleton-dependent intracellular transport.